Messenger RNA from Chara braunii, 2043 nucleotides. The record is from the annotation of a GenBank genome assembly. NCBI's taxonomy places the organism in Eukaryota, Viridiplantae, Streptophyta, Charophyceae, Charales, Characeae.
AUGGGCUUUACAAACGUUGUGGCAGAGGCGCAGAGGAGGAUGCUUGCGGUCGCAAGGGAUAUAUUUCUGGAAAAAUGCGAGCCCUACAUAGACGAUAAUCCCAUAAAAGGCACGCAGAACAAGGAUGAGACGGAGGUCCAGCCGGGCAUACGAAAGUUCGUUUGGGAUCACCUACAUGAUAUCAAGGAUCUACUUCAGCGGUUCUUGGUUGAGCGAAUUGCGGGGCUCCGAAAUAGGGCAGACGGACUAAGUCGGGUUUGCAUUACGCCGGAGGGAGUAGAGGAUGCAGAACCAAUCGACGCCUUCCUAAAAUACGAAGGAGGGACCCUGGCCGUGGAUAACGAGAUGGCAGGCACCGCUCCUACAAUGGACCAUUUGCUGAUUCAGACCCUAGAAAAGGGCGCGCCCGCCAUAGUUGCGGAACUCGGGGAAGGAUCAGUCGUCACGUUUAGACGCAAGGAUGAGAAGGAUUCGUGGGGAGCAAUGAUGGGGCCAAAGGAAGAGUUGAUGGCAAUGGCCGUGGAAGGGGGUCGAGAUGCUGUGAUGAACCGAGCAGAAACCUGGACGCAAAGGGAGCGGCGGUAUCUAGUGAAUCAGGCUCAGGAGGGGCAAGACACCGAUCAGAAGGGACGAGAGUUCUUCCUUAUAGAGAUGUAUGAUGGCAUCUUUAGAGAAAUAGAUCUGUUGCUUAUAGGAAAUAAGCAGCCUAUGCAAGUCAGCCUCAGGGCAAGGGAGGAAGUCGGGAAGUACGUUUUGAGGAACGGUCACCUGUUCAAGAAAGAAGAAGGAAUGAUGCCUAGGCGAGUCGUGUGCGAGAGGUCUAGGCAGCUGGAUAUAAUCCAGGCGAUGCAUGAGGGGCUAGCCGGAGGGCACCGGUCGUCCAAAGGGACUCUUGCAAAAAUCACGCCACUUUACUUCUGGCCAGGAAUGGCAGGCAUGGUGGCAACGUACUGUCAAACGUGUCUGAUAUGCCAAGAAAGGAGUUCCGCACGUGUCUUCGAGCCCCUUAGACCUACCCGGGUACUGGGGCCGGGGCACCUGGUCCACCUUGACCUUGCGGUCAUGCAUGUAUCAACGGAUGGAUACAGGUACAUCUUGGAUGCAAGGGAUAACCUCAGUGGCUACGUAGAGGCGGUAACUUUUAAGAAAAAGACGGGAAAGGGAGUGGCCGAUUGGAUAGAAGACUUCUACCUUAGACACCCCUUUGUGCGCAGAUUCAUAGCAGACAAUGGAACGAAGUUCAUCAACCAGGAGGUGUUGGGCAGGCUUAAGGCGUUGCUAGAUGACAAUCCGCACAUGUCUACGAAGGAACUAAUCGCCGCCCGUUGCCAACAGGUCGUGAGAAAUGAGGAAGCCUUGGAGGAUGUGGUCAGGCGGGUAAUGGAUAGUCGAAUGAGGGACAAAGGAACGUGGGAUCAGGUAAAGAAUAUCCGGAAGGAGCCGCUCCAGGCGGGAGAGAAGGUACUAGUUAGGAACUCGGCUUUUGAAAGUACGUGGUCUGGGCAGCUGGGAAGAAGGUUCAAAGGACCUUACAGGAUCGCUAAACGGGUGGGGUUGAACACGUUUGAGCUUAAGGAUCUUGAUAGCACUAGGAUAAAAGGGUCAUUUCCGGGACAGAGGUUGAUCAUGUUUUUUAACACGGAGCGAGUGGAGCAAUGGUUACAGGAGGCUAAGGACACGGAAAAAGGGGAGUUGACAACGUAAAAGACAGGCAGAUGGCUAUGAUUCUAUACCGCCUCCCUGCAGAAAUGAUCAUGACUGCAGGGAUUGUUCGUUUURUGUUUUUUUUCAUGUGGAACAUGGGGUGACUGUCUGGGCUGAGUAUGAAUGAGGAUGGGAGCAUGCAACAGAAAAAUUCCCUCGAGAAAUGAAAGUUGAAAAAACAUUCCAUAAAAAAACAAAUCCUUCAUAUUUAUAAAUUAUCAUUCCCAUGUUUGUCCAAUUCUAAAAUUUUCAGUUUUAUUUGAUAAGUUUUUGUCUAAAUAUGAGCUUUCCCUUUCAACUAUAUAUUUGUUUAAGAUGGAAUGAAAGUCUGGACGAAUU